UUGAAAUUACAUUACUUAAUAGUUUAACUAUUACUGAAAUUUAUAUUAUUAUAUUUUUUAGUAGUUUUACGAAAUGCCAGUGUGGCUGUGGCCGCAAUUUCUCAAUCAAAUGGCGAUGAACAAUCGGGUGCGAAUUGUUGUGGUUGGCGAUUCGGGUGUGGGCAAGACCUGCCUGACGCAUCUGAUCGCCCACAACGAGUCCCUCAUCCGUCCCGGCUGGACAGUGGGCUGCAACAUCCAGGUGAAGAUUCAUGAGUUCAAGGAGGGCACCGCUCGCCAGUGUCCCUACUUUGUGGAGCUGUUCGAUGUCGGAGGCUCGCUGAGCCACAAAAACACUCGCAGCGUCUUCUACACGGGCAUCCAUGGCAUCAUUCUGGUGCACGACCUCACCAACGGCAAGUCGCAGGAGCAGUUGCUCGACUGGCUUUAUGAGAUCGUUAACAAGGAGGGCAAGGAUACGUACAAAUCGCGGGGCACAUCCAUGCCCCCAUCGCCGUCCACCCCACUGAGCAGCUUCUCAUCAAACACCUCCGGCACGGAUGGCCACAUCCGGUUCGAUAUGGAGGAGUUUCUAGGCGCCACGCAAACGCCCAUCCUGGUCAUGGGCACCAAACUGGACCUCAUCGACGAGAAGCGGCAGCCCAAGACGGCGGUGAAGAAGGCGGGCGGAAUAGCCGAUAAGUGUGGCGCCGAGGAGAUUUGGCUGAAUUGCCGAGACAACCGGAGUCUGGCCGCUGGAACCACUGAUGCCGUGAAACUAUCCCGCUUCUUUGACUGUGUUAUCGAGAAGCGCGAAUCGCUCGGCGGCAGCGGAGGCCACGUAUUUGGAAUGGGCGGCUUCACCGCCGGCAGUCCGCCCGAUAGACGACGUUAUGGCCCAACCAGUGCCAAGCUGGAACCAAGCGCCGUGCCCCUUCUGGAGACCAACGACCUCAAGUGACUAAUGCAUUCAAUUGAAUAGUUCUAAGUCGAACUGUAUAUAUCGUACGAGAAUCAUAAAAAACGAUUAAUUCCAUGA
Drosophila yakuba is the source of this 1018-nucleotide messenger RNA. RefSeq names its product rab-like protein 3. The record is from RefSeq and is a predicted model, not a curated record. Lineage: Eukaryota; Metazoa; Arthropoda; Insecta; Diptera; Drosophilidae. The coding region runs from base 74 to 940 and encodes 288 amino acids. The transcript is spliced from 3 exons. Gene Ontology annotation, biological process: intracellular protein transport. Gene Ontology annotation, molecular function: GTPase activity. Gene Ontology annotation, cellular component: endomembrane system.